Tuber aestivum (summer truffle) is the source of this 3144-nucleotide messenger RNA. The record is from the annotation of a GenBank genome assembly. Lineage: Eukaryota; Fungi; Ascomycota; Pezizomycetes; Pezizales; Tuberaceae.
ACCUCAACCAACUCAACCCUCCAUUUCUCCCCUACCCUAACACAACCUCAACCUCCUUCCCAGCUUCUCUCGCUCUCACUUAUUUAUUACUCUCCCAUUUGUUACGUUGCAGCAAAGGUACUCCACCCUAAUCUCUCGUCUUCCCCCCUGUUCACCCCCCUUCUGGAAUACGCUGCACGCUCAGAGUUGUCAUUUAUUUGUUGCUGACCAAAACAAGGCGCCACUUUUCCUCUGUCUUGCUACCGUACUCCCGUAACCUCAUCGGGACUCCUGCGUGCCCUUAGACCUCAUUCUGUGCGAGCCUUCGGUUCGGUUGAGCCUCCGAUAAUCAAAAUGCCGGCCCACUCUGAAGACGGUGGCAGCGGCCCACUGGAGGAGAGUACCUAUGAGUUGCUCAGUAUGUCCACUGAGAUCUCUGAGGACGAAGACGACACUUCAUCGAUAACCUCGUUUAGGGACAACAUCAGCGAAGACAAUAUGUCUAUUGAGGAUAGCGAGUCUCUUGCUGAAUUUCAAGAUGACUCUCCUCAUUCCGAUCCGAGCCCCGGCAUUCCUGCAUUCGGUGGCCUUGAUGAGCAGCACCUCGAUAAGAGUAGAAUGACCCUCAAAGAUGAACGUUUUGGCCCGGAACAAGUGGUCUUCGAGGAACCAGAAGACUUCGUUGGUGAACAGAUCUCCGUGAGCUCGCGUGUAAUUGAAUUCAACGAAGCGGAUUCCAUGGACAUCAGCCAGCACCUGAGGGUUGACGAACCUCCCCCCGCUAAACUUUUCGCCACAGUGCGGCAAACCAUGAGCAAGCACCAACUUGUCAUGGAGGAGCCUUUCCGCAUCCUGUAUAUCGGGGCUACGUCUGCGAAGGAUGAGAUAACAACGAAAUUAGGCGGUGCACUAGCUGUCCCUGUCACUGAAUCAACCAGCUCUUCCUGCUCGUGGGAAAGCUCCAAGGGCUCGCGUUUUAAUGUCAUACCUGUCUCGUCUUUUGGUGCUCGCAGCAGUUCACCCGAGGUCGAGCUUGUGGAGUCCUUUGGCGUAGAAAUGGCCGUUGAUGUGUGCACCGCAGCCAGAGCCUCCAAGAGAGACGGUCGGCCAGACACUCUAUCAUUGUGGCUGAAUGGUAACCAAUCCGUGUCGUCGUCUUAUGGCGACAACGGUCCCCAGCUUGAGAGUCCUGGUUGGAAAUUGCCUCACCUAGCAGUUGUUUUCUGUUCGGAAGACGAUAAUACACAGAGGAGGAUGACCCGAGUAUACGCAAGAGCUUUCAUGGCUCGUCACUCUGUUCCAACCCUUGUGAUUUCUCAAGACCCCCUUUAUCACAAACUCACAGAGAAUUACACCCUCGAUACACGAAGUGUGCAUAUGUGUCUCGAGUCGCAAUCCGAUUCGAAAUAUGGCCACCUCGUUCAUAAGCGUUUGCCUAUUGAUUUAAAUACCUUCCUCAAUCUUGAUGUCCGUCAGAUGAACCGCAACUUGGCCUGCGUUACCGGUAUCUCUCCAAAAUCCGAUCGGGGGAAUGCGCCGAUCCCAGUUGGCAGAUUACGAACUUCUGUGUCCUCCAUUGUUUCCACUGACACAUUGCUGAGAGAUGUAGAAAAGGCACCCCAUCGGCCAACUUUGAACGCCUCGAGCAGCCUAUAUUGGGUCCGUGACCAGAAACGCGAAGACCUCUGGAAAGUUUUUCUCGUGGGCUGGAUAUUCGUGUGUGGUCUAGCUGGAGCGACCUUUGCCAUUGCUUGCAUGAAAUUCAAAUCACCGGUGGCCACAGAUGAAGCUCUCCCCCCAAUCAUAAAAGUCGUCACCCAGAUAACCUCUGCCUCGACCAUAAUGCCCCCUACUGCGGUCUCCGUUAUUACCUCACUCUCCACCACGGUUCGACAUGCCUCGAGCAUCGCCACGACCUCGUCAUGCGGUCCCAAGAACGAUAUAUCUAGUCUUGUCUUCGACCCGAACUCUCCAAUACUGAACCAAUCUAACCAAUUCACUGUUCAUGUCAUUGGAGAUAACCAUCUUAUCAUACGCCCCCCGCAAAAAUAUCUGCUACUCCGAAAGCCGCCUACUUUAUUUGUCGAAGUCACCCGUGGCGGAGAGGAAAUAUCUUCCGAACUCUCAAAACCUCUGGAAGGCGUAUACACGUUGGAGCUGGAUAGUGAACAAGCUUGGGGAUUAGUGAAGAUUUCGAUUUCGACCAGGAGCGCCCCUUUGAUCAGCGAGACAUUGGAGGUUGACUUCGGGUCCCCUUGGCUAAAGCUUUCGGGAUGGCUUAAGGCGGCGGAACAGAAAAAGGCGGAAAUCCAGGUCAUAGUGAAGCAGACCAUAAUCGAAGCAGACAAAAUUGCAAACGACUUGACCGACAUUGCAGGAAAGCAGGCUAUGGAGGUGACGGAAGCUGUGGUUACUAAAGCCAAGGAGAUCAAAAAUGGUGUUUCAAAGCUUUACCAAGGAACCAAAUCUAUCCCUCUAAAGCAUUACUUCCCCUCGGUCAGCAAAUCGGAAUACGUGCAAAAGGCACAGAAGCAGGCCAAGAUUGUCUGGGAGAAGGAAACCGAGAAGCUUUCCGCAAAAAGAGAGGACGCCAAGCGAGCCGGGUGGUUAGGCCGAUAAAUGGUCUACCUUUUUCAAUUUCAUCAGUAUGGUUAGUUGGUCGGCCCUUCUGCUUUUUUUAUUUAACGUGCUGUGUCUCAAUAUUUCUCCCUCCAGCUUUCUCUCAAUUGGAAGAGGUGGAAACGGCGGGGACUUCGACGGACCCUCUCGGUUUAUUGUUCAUGUAUGUGAUUAGUUAGGGGCUUUUCCUUCUUCUCUUUCACUUCGUUCUUGCUUUGUUUCUCUGUGCUCACUUGUCCGGCUCCUGGAGUAUUUUUUUUUCUUUCCCCAGUUGGGUAGGAAGCGAAUAGGAUAGGAGCUCUUCAGACACAAAGGACUUGGGCAUGAUUAGGGGGAUGCACGGGACUCGGUUAGGUCUAUCAGGAGUUGUUUUCUUUCGUUUUUUUGUUUUCAAUCAUAUUCUAUGUCUUCUAAGUGGUAUAUUUGCUUUUCUUUACUUCCCAUUCCUACUAUCAUACAUGUAUGGCGAUGACCUGAGGGACUUCAGAAUAUGGUAAGUGUUCUGAGGAUGAAUCAUUAUAAAUAAACGGACAGACAACUGUGGUG